Neohortaea acidophila is the source of this 594-nucleotide messenger RNA. RefSeq lists its product as uncharacterized. The transcript is spliced from 2 exons. NCBI's taxonomy places the organism in Eukaryota, Fungi, Ascomycota, Dothideomycetes, Mycosphaerellales, Teratosphaeriaceae. The record is from RefSeq and is a predicted model, not a curated record. The coding region runs from base 1 to 594 and encodes 197 amino acids.
AUGCUCAGCAGACUCCGGCGGACCAGCAGCAAGCAACCAUCCGAGUCCAGCAGCAGCAGCAGCCCCAACACCAGCAGACAAGCCAGCCUGGCCGUGGCGCCCAGCAACCCAAGCCGCUCCGGAUCCACCACCACCACAACCACAACCUCACAGCAACAGCAAUCCGUCUCCUUCCUCUCCCUCCCAGCGGAGAUCCGCAAUGUAAUCUACUCGCACGUAGCAAGGCACACCCGCGUCCUCAUCCGGCCUACACCGCCCACACCAUCAAAAGGGAAAUUCAACACCGCCAAAGUACCUCCAACACAACCCGCAGCUCCAGGCCUAUUACUAGCCUCCAAACAAACCCGCGCAGAAUACCUGCCCAUCCUUCUCUCCACCGCCCCAACGAGCAUCACAAUCACAGACUUCGACUUCCGCAACCUCGUCCGCAUAACGCGCAGCCUCUACGCCACCGAACUCAAAGCCCUGCGCCUGAACCCGCGCCUCACGAUCAAAUGCCAAGCCGCCCAGCCCUCCAAAACCUCGCUCGUCAAUCUCCGCCGCUGGCUGGAGCAGCGGUGCAGGUGUUUGGAUCGCUUGCCGUGGAGGUUGUGA